AUGGCCAUGUUACAUCUAGCUGUCGCUGAGGAUUUUCUGCUCAAUGCGCCGUGGUACUCCAGGCCAGCCUGGGCAAAAGCAACUAUCGCGAAACGCGUCGCUUUGCAAGAGCAAGCAGAUCGCGUCUAA
Molecule: messenger RNA, 129 nt
Organism: Parastagonospora nodorum SN15
Lineage: Eukaryota; Fungi; Ascomycota; Dothideomycetes; Pleosporales; Phaeosphaeriaceae
Exons: 2
Coding region: 1-129 (42 amino acids)
Source: RefSeq, a predicted model, not a curated record